Molecule: messenger RNA, 1810 nt
Organism: Triticum aestivum (bread wheat)
Lineage: Eukaryota; Viridiplantae; Streptophyta; Magnoliopsida; Poales; Poaceae
Product: cysteine synthase
Exons: 7
Coding region: 487-1506 (339 amino acids)
Molecular function (GO): cysteine synthase activity
Source: RefSeq, a predicted model, not a curated record
UUUCUCGGCCUUUUGGCUAAGAUCAAGUGUAGUAUAUGUUCUUAUCAAUUUAAUAUCUGAUAUGUGGGCCAUGUGUUUACAAUGAUAUUAAAUUUAUUUUUUAUAGCCCUGGCCCGGCGCGCCCUAACCAAAUCAAGAAUUAAACUUUUUAGUUCUCUAAAAUGUAAACCUGUUGGGUUUGUCUCCAGUUCAUAGAAAAAGAUCUUCAUCUUCAUGUAUUCAGAGUUUGCAACUAGAGGUGAAGUAAUCCGUCAUUUCAUUAUAAUUUUUCCAUCUUAAAUUCCCUGCAUUGAAAUCUCCACUAGAGGUUGUUGGGACAAUGGAGCGACAGCGAAGACCGGUACAAUAAUUACAAAAGGGAUGGUUCCGAGUUAAACCUAACUCGCCAGUUCAUCCUGUACGGCGCUGCAAGGUGAUUUGGGAGCCACCCUAUCCAUCUGGCACGCAACGUCCACAUAGAAAGAGGGGAGAAAGAGGGAGGGAGCUAUGGCAGUGGAGGAAGAGGGAAGGAAAGGGAUCCCAUCUCUCCUCUCCUCCGGGGAGGAGAACAUCGCCUCCAACAUCACCCAGCUCAUAGGCUGGACUCCACUAAUAGAAAUGAAGAACAUUGCUAAGAAAGACGGCGUCGAAGCGCGGUUGGUUGGAAAGAUGGAGGCGUACCAACCCCUUUGCUCAGUUAAGGACAGGAGCGCUCUCCGGAUGAUUGAAGAUGCAGAGGAGAAGGGCUUGAUUUCACCUGGUGUUACCACACUAAUCGAGCCAACAAGCGGCAAUCAAGGAAUUGGAAUGGUGUUCAUCGCUGUUCAGAAAGGCUACCGGUUUAUUGCUGUUAUGCCUGCAAAAUAUUCACUUGACAAACAGAUGCUACUGAGAUUUUUGGGUGCUGAACUGAUCUUAACAGAUCCUGCAAAUGGGUUUAAAGGAAUGAUUGGCAAGGUGGAGGAGCUGAUGAAGACUAUACCAAAUUCUUAUUGUCUUAAUCAAGUCACCAAUCCAGCAAACCCAGAUGCACACUUCAAAUGGACUGGACCGGAGAUAUGGAAGGACACCGCAGGCAAAGUUGAUAUGUUUGUGGCCGCGGUUGGCUCAGGAGGCACACUGACAGGCGUAGGAAAGUACCUGAAGAUGAAAAAUCCAUCCAUAAAACUAGUGUGCGUGGAACCUUCAGAAAGCGCUGUAAUUUCAGGAGGUUCACCGGGGUCACACAAGAUUCAGGGCACGGGGCCGGGGUUCAUACCGGAGGUUCUCGACACGUCGGUCAUCGACGAGGUCGUGACGGUGAGCACAGAGGAGGCCAUGACGAUGGCAAGGAGGCUAGCGAGGGAGGAGGGCCUGCUGGUCGGCAUAUCCUCCGGUGCAAACGUAGCUGCUUGCAUCAAGAUUGCGAUGAGAGAAGAGAACCAGGGCAAGAUGAUCGUUACCAUAUUCCCCAGCGCCGGCGAGAGAUACAUGAACUCUGAUCUGUUUGCAGUUGUUAGGGGGGAAUGCGAAAAUAUGACCUUUUGAUGUCAUGGGAAGCUCUCAUUAAGUAGAAUGGGUGCUAUUUUUCAUGUGUUCGUAAGUGUCAGCACAAGGUACAGUGGAUCCUCUGUUCUUGCUUUUCGCAAAACAGAGCAUGCCUUUGCUUGUUGAAUGGAAGAAAUUCUAUACUGAUCUUCAUGGGAAGCUCUCAUUAAGUAGAAUGGGUGCUAUUUUUCAUGUGUUUGUAAGUGUCAGCACAAGGUACAGUGGAUCCUCUGUUCUUGCUUUUCGCAAAACAGAGCAUGCCUUUGCUUGUUGAAUGGAAGAGAUUCUAUACUGAUCUUCAUAA